This is a messenger RNA of Fimicolochytrium jonesii, 1384 nucleotides long. Its product is annotated as major facilitator superfamily domain-containing protein. Bases 194 to 1288 code for a protein of 364 amino acids. Lineage: Eukaryota; Fungi; Chytridiomycota; Chytridiomycetes; Spizellomycetales; Powellomycetaceae. The record is from RefSeq and is a predicted model, not a curated record. The transcript has 11 exons. Gene Ontology annotation, biological process: transmembrane transport. Gene Ontology annotation, molecular function: transmembrane transporter activity.
GAUUGAACGUAAGUCGAUGUCAUGGAGAAGAGGAUGCGUAUGGAAUAAUUUCCAUCAGUAUCAGUAUCAGCGGAGGAUGCGCUGUCGAAUUAUGGCCCAGUUGUGAAGAGAGGACAACAGCCAGCGGAACUUGCGAGCUUGGUUUUAUUUAUCCAGUCAGGUGUCUGAUUGGUUCCCCUCUUUACUUUUUGUAAUGUCUUCACGGCCGGAGGACUUGAGCGUGCAGAGGAGGCUAGCACUCGUAGCCCUCGGGGUAUUUGCCAGUCUCUCCACUGCGGGGAUUAUAUUUGGGUUUCAGUCGCUCCGACCAGCCUUACUGAAGAGCGGUGUAUAUGCAAAUUUGUGCAGUAAUGCUUCGACGAUCGCUGGUGAUCAGGAGCCCUGCAUACCACAGCUACUGCGUCUGAAUCUCAUGUUUACGGUGGCAAGCACUGGAGCAAACUUGGCGUCCUUGCCUAUCGGCUUAGGCUUGGACCGCUACGGCCCACGGAAAACUGUGUUUGCGGGCUGCGUCCUUUGCUUCCUAGGGAGCCUGUUGUUUGGGAUCAGUUCAACUGCUUUCGAUGGAUAUCUCACCGGAUAUCUGUUACUUGGCGUAGGAGGGCCCUUUUGCUUCAUUGGCUCUCUUCACAUUAGCGGCGCUUUUCCCGCGUAUUCUGGACUCAUCAUGGCCGCGUUGACCGGCGCAUUUGAUGCGUCCUCGUCCGUUUUCUUCUUUUUUGCGCUGCUUUUCAAGACAAUCAAAGGACCGAUUCAAACGUACUUCCUGUUCUACAGCAUAAUCCCCAUCCUGAUUGCGGUCAUGGCGGCAUUUCUUAUGCCCCGGUCUUCUUUUGGCGGGAAGCUUCCAGACGAGACGGAUGGGGAUGAGGAAGACCUGAUAGCGAGCGAGGGACGGGAGACUGAUCCUCUGCUGCCAAACCUUACCGCGGAUGGUGAGGCAGCUCCCGUCUUGAUGGAAACUGACGGUCUGCUAUGCCGCCAAUUGAGGAGUUGGGAAUAUGGAGGAAUCCUUCUGGCGAUGUGUUUAUUCAUGUUGCGGCUCAACUUCUACAUGUCGUCAAUCCGCGAGCAAAUCGUGGAUCUGAGUGGCCUACCGGCGAAGGAUCCAAAAGUCGAGACCUUGGUCUCUUUCUUCAAUGUAGCUCUACCCGCUGCGGGCAUCAUUUGCAUCGUCCCUAUUGGAUACCUGCUGGAUCGCAAGUCGUUCGCAAUUAGUUUCGGCGUUCUUUGGGUAUUUGGAAUGACCUUUGGUGCAUUAGCAUUGACUCCAAAUCUUCUACUGUAAUAUCUGACAGUAAACAUAUUCGUCGUAAUGCGAAUUCUACUUUACAGUGUUGCAAAUGAUUUUUGUGCGAAAACGUUUGGUUUCGUCACCUUCGGA